AUGGCGGCGGCUCUCGGCGCGGCGGCCACGCUGCUCGGCAAGGUGUUAACGAUGCUGUCCGCCGUCCCGGUGGCGGCGUACGUGGACAGCCUCCAGCUCGGCCACAACUCGGAGCAGAUCAAGGACAAGCUGCUGCACGCGCAAGGCCUCCUGCACAACGCCCAGGCCCAGGCCCAGGGGAGCCACAACCCUGGCCUGCACGGGUUGCUGGAGAAGCUGAGCAGGGACGCCGACCAGGCAGAGGACUUGCUGGAUGAGGUCCACUACUUUCAGAUCCAUGACAAGCUCCACGGCACCAGCUACGCCACCACCCAAGAGGCCGGCCAUCAAGCUCUCCACGCCUGUACUGCUCUUCGCCACACCCUUGGCAGCUUGGUACAGUGCUUUUCUUGCUCGCCUACACCUAAGAACAAAAGGGAUGAUAGUGAUGAUGCUGCUGCUGUUGCCGGUGCACCACGCCACGUCACCACCACCCUAGGCACCUUGCUCCACUGCUUUUCUUGCUCCCCCUGUACACCCAACAGGAAUGGUUGUGGUGGUGCUGCUGCUGCUACUGCUGUUGCCGGUGUCACCAACUCCAACUCUGCUACUGCUAGUGCUGAUGGUGAUGAUACGCUGCAUUUCGACAGAGUGUCCAUGUCCAGAGAAAUCAAGUCCGUGUUACAGAGCAUGCAGUCCCACUGUGAUUCCGUCUCCAAUUUGUUCAUCGGCAGUAUCCCAAGCAGCAGCACGGCAGUGGCAGUCGCCCUACAUCGGCCUCAGACUGCUUCCAUGAUUGUACAAGAUACGUUGUAUGGCAGGAAAGACAUUUUUGAGAAAACUGUCAACCGUAUCACUACUGCCACACACAUUGUUUCUGUUCUUCCUAUAGUUGGUCCAGGGGGUAUUGGCAAGACAACUUUCACCACUCACCUCUACAAUGAUGCAAGGACUCAAGAACACUUCCAAGUCAAGGUCUGGGUAUGUGUAUCCACUGAUUUCGAUGUGCUUAAGCUCACCAGGGAGAUCCUUGGCUGCAUACCUGCAACUGAAGAAGAAGGAAGCAGCAGUGUUGCAAAUGAAACAGCCAAUUUAGACCAGCUUCAGAAAUCCAUAGCCUAUCGUCUCAAGUCCAAGAGGUUUCUAAUUGUCUUGGAUGAUAUAUGGAAAUGUGACAGCCAGGAUCAAUGGAAAACCCUGUUAGCUCCGUUCACAAAGGGGGGAGCCAAAGGAAGCAUGCUACUUGUCACAACUCGAUUCCCAAAGCUAGCACAAAUGAUGGAAACAGUUGAUCCACUAGAGCUGCGAGGUUUGGAGCCGAAUGACUUCUUCACAUUCUUUGAAGCAUGUAUAUUUGGUGAACACGACAAGCCUGAGGAAUACCAAUAUGAGUUAGCUGGUAUUGCACAAAAAAUUGCAAACAAGCUAAAGGGUUCCCCGCUGGCAGCCAAAACAGUUGGUAGACUGUUGCAGAAGGAACUUUCUCAGGAACAUUGGAAUGGAGUUCUUGAAAAGGAUGAGUGGCUAAAGCAGCAAGAUGAUGAUGAUAUCAUGCAAACUUUGAAGAUUAGCUAUGAAUACCUCCCAUUUUAUCUGAAGAGAUGCUUUUCCUAUUGUGGACUUUUCCCUGAAGAUCAUAGGUUUACUUCUUCAGAAAUCAAUCAUUUCUGGGUUGCAAUUGGCAUCAUAGACUCUAAUCACCAAGCCAACAGGAAUUACAUGGAAGAACUAGUGGACAGUGGUUUUCUCAUGAGUGUUCAAUACUACUAUGUAAUGCAUGAUUUAAUGCAUGAGCUAUCUAAGAUUGUUUCUGCACAAGAAUGCCUCAAUAUAAGUGGCUUAGACUUCAGAGCUGAUGCCAUCCCACAAUCUGUUCGCCACUUAUCUAUCAACAUAGAAGACAGAUAUGAUGCAAAUUUUGAGCAACAAAUGUGUAAACUAAGGAAGAGGAUAAACAUUACUAAUCUGCGGACUUUGAUGAUUUUUAGAAGAUAUGAAGAAGAAAGAAUCGCCAAGCUUUUGAAAGAUAGCUUCAAGGAAAUAAAUAGUCUGCGUGUCCUAUUUAUAGUUGUGAAGUCUUCACAAUAUUUUCCAUAUAGGUUUUCAAAACUUAUCCACCUCCAGUACCUCAAAAUUACUUCAGCUUAUUUCAGUGAGAAUGAAAUGAGGUUACCUAGUACACUGUCAAGAUUUUAUCACUUGAAAUUCUUGGACCUAGAUGACUGGCAUGGUAGUUCUGAUUUGCCUGAAGACUUUAGCCACCUUGAGAAUUUACAUGAUUUCUGUGCUAGAAGUAAACUCCACUCCAAUAUUCACAAUGUUGGAAAGAUGAAGCAUCUGCAGGAGCUAAAGGAAUUCGAUAUCAAGAAGGAGAGCAUGGGAUUUGAACUGUCAGAACUUGGGGCAUUGACAGAGCUUGAAGGAGAACUGAUUAUACGUGGUCUUGAACACGUGGCAACCAAGGAGGAAGCUACUGCAGCCAAACUGAUGUUGAAAAGGAAUCUGGAUGUGUUGGGAUUACUUUGGAGCAGAGAAGGACCAACUACAGAUGCUGAUAUUCUUGAUGCUCUUCAACCACACUCUAAUCUUAGAGUACUUAGAAUUGCAAAUCAUUGUGGUACCGUUGGUCCUAGCUGGUUGUGUCUUGACAUCUGGUUCACAAGUUUAGAAGCUCUCAUGCUAGAAAGCGUAUCUUGGAGCACCUUCCCACCUUUUGGGAACCUACCAAAUCUCAAGGAACUCUACUUGAAGAAAUUUUCUGGAAUGCAUCGGUUUGGACCUCCAGGCAAAUGUUUUAUGCGCUUGGAGACAGUUUGGUUUCAUGAGAUGCCAGAACUUGUUGAAUGGGUUGUGGAACCUAAUUGCAAUUCCUUUCCAAGUCUUGAAACAAUUGAAUGCAUCGAUUGUCCCAAUCUCCGUGUGAUGCCCUUCUCGGAGGUAUCGUGCACCAAUUUGCGCAGACUUGAAGUUUCUGGGUGCCCAAGGAUGUCUCUUCCCGCCAUGCCUCACACCUCCACACUGACAUAUUUGGUUGUUCAAAGAAAUUCAAGAAAAAGAACCAACUUUAUGCCCCAAGAAUUGACUGAUUCAGGAACGAUGUUAUCUUAUGAUGGAAACAAAUUGGUUGUUAGUGGGUAUAGCGAUGCUUUGGCCUCCCGCAAUCUGGAUAAAGUAGAAGAUAUGACUGUCGGAAGGUGCGAUGGUUUGUUCCCUGAAGAGUUGGAUGACAGUUUUGUCUUCUGUUCAGUUAAGAGUCUCCAAUUACAUGCAUCUCAUCUUACCAGCAGCAAAUCAUCAUCUUCAAAAGUGUUAAACUGUUUCCCAGCUCUUUCUGUGUUGCACAUAGCUGGAGAUGGAGACCAUGACUAUGAGGAAUGUGUAAGGGCCUUCUCAUGGUGUAAGGAACUUUCCUUCGCAUGGUGUAAGGGCCUGGUUCUUGUGCCUGUGGAGAAUGAGAAUGGAGGAGGAAUUCAGGAGGACAAGUCAUUGCUCCAAUCAUUAAGCAUAUUGAGAUGUGGAAAAUUGUUCUCUCAGUGGCCCAUGGGAGAAUCAGAGACCAUUUGCCCUUUCCCUGCUUCCCUGAGGAAACUUGAUGUUUUCGAAGAGCCAAGCAUGAAGUCAAUGGCUCUGCUCUCAAACCUCACGUCUCUCACCACUCUAAGGCUGUCAGGAUGCAGUAAUUUAACAGUGGACGGAUUCAAUCCUCUCAUCGCAGCCAACCUCAUACAACUGCUAGUGCAUGGGUGCAACACCUUAGCAGCAGAUAUGCUCUCAGAGGUGGCCUCUCAGAGGGUCAAAUUAUUGCCUGCAGGUUACAUCUCUAGACUGGAGGUACUCUUCACGGAUGACAUCUGUGGAUUGCUUGUUGCUCCUAUUUGCAACCUCCUCGCCCCGGCCCUCCACACACUUGAAUUCAUGGAAGAUGAGAGGAUGGAAAGCUUGACGGAAGAGCAAGAGAAAGCGCUGCAGCUCCUCACCUCUCUCCAGAAUCUAACAUUUUUGAGAUGCAGGGGUCUGCAGUCGCUUCCUCAAGGGCUACAUCGCCUUUCUUCUCUCAAGGAGUUAAGUGUCAUUGAGUGUCAAGAAAUCCGAUCGAUGCCCAAGGAGGGCCUUCCGGCUUCGCUGAGAAAACUAGAGAUGAUUGAUUGCAGCGCUGAGAUAGACGAGCAAAUUGAGAAAAUCAGAAGAACCAACCCAGAUUUAUCCGUCUCGGAUCUCUAA
This is a messenger RNA of Triticum turgidum subsp. durum (durum wheat), 4200 nucleotides long. The record is from the annotation of a GenBank genome assembly. NCBI's taxonomy places the organism in Eukaryota, Viridiplantae, Streptophyta, Magnoliopsida, Poales, Poaceae.